AUGGUUGUGACAAGUGGCUCUGCUACUAAGGCCAUAACCAUGCAAAGCACAAAGCAUUAUGACGUCGUCGAAGUCAUCAACGCAGACGCAGACACUGUCGCCUUCCUAAUUCGUACUCAAGUAAUCGGUGGUGCACAUCACACAUCCAUAUUUCUUAUGUUACGAUGUAAUUUAGAGUGUGAGAACCUAAGGUAUUCAGAGGAAUUGGCUUUGUUCAUGAAGAAUCGUAUUGAGGAAGCAGCCAGGAAGAGGGAGCAAUGGUUUGGUAUCCAGAGAGUACAGCGGGAGCAUGACAAAGAUAAGUUCCUUCAACUGAAGACUUUGCAGAGAGAAAUGGAAAACUGUGAGGCAACGAGGCAUCGGCAAAGCAAAGCGCUGCUAUUGGAUACUAAAGAAGCCCAACUGCAUCAAAUGAAGGAAAAGGAAGCAAUGAGGCAAAGAGAAAAGCAGAUCGACUUAAUAUGGGAAGACGUUACUCGGCGAUAUUUCGAAGAAAAGGCUAAGCAAGAUGUUGUGGAAAAAAAAUUACUCAAAACGAUUGCGGGAAUCAAUCGGAACAUUAACAUAAAAAAUUACGAGUGUCAAAGGAAGAACAACAAAGUUGCCGAACAAGCAACUCGAGAACAAUUCGUGAAGGAGUAA
This is a messenger RNA of Bactrocera latifrons, 642 nucleotides long. RefSeq lists its product as uncharacterized. The record is from RefSeq and is a predicted model, not a curated record. NCBI's taxonomy places the organism in Eukaryota, Metazoa, Arthropoda, Insecta, Diptera, Tephritidae. Bases 1 to 642 code for a protein of 213 amino acids. The transcript has 4 exons.